AUGCCUCCUGGUCGAAAAAGUGUUAGUACAAGUAGUAAAUCUUCAUCAUCAACAACUGGACAAAAUUCUCCAUCACAAUUUCUAUUUGAAUGUGGUACUGUUGUGUGGUGUAAAUAUAAAAAAUACCCAUAUUGGCCUGGUAUAAUAUGGGAGAAAGCACAUAAACCAACUCGAACUCUGUAUGAAGUACUUUUCUUUGGAACAUUUAGUCUUGGCUUAGGUAUUGAUCGUAAAUGGUUAGAACCAUAUGAAGGUGUUGCUGAAUUUAAAAAACGUAUUACAGAAUUAAAAGCUUCUGAAGUUCUUGUUAAAAAUAAACCAAGUCAAUACGAUAUGAAUAUAACAAUAGCAAAUUUAGAAUCAUUUCAAGAAGCAAUAAAACAAGCAUCAAAAAUUCUUAAAUGUUCAAAUCCUUCCGAAAGACUUGAAUUAGCUGAUAAUAUGCGUAAAGGUGUAACAUGUGAUUUUUUUCAACUUGAAUUCGACGAUGAUAAUGAUGCUGAUGAUGAAGAAGAUCAUGAUGAAACAAAUUCAAAUAGUGUCGAAGAUUCAAUUCUAUCAAUGCCACCGUUACAAAAUGAUCAACAAUUUAUUCAAACAAUGAUGAGUCAAGGAAAAAGAAAGAGAAAAUUAGAAGAUGAAACAAAUUUAUCAAAUACAAAAAUACGUCGAAUUACUAUUAAAAAUGAACCUGAACAACCAUUAAACAAUUCCCUACCGUCUAUUUUAUUUCGACAUGCAACCGAUCAACCAAUUGUAAUGUGUUCAAAUUUUGUUUGUCAUAGUUUAUCACCAACUGAAGAAACAUUUAUAUUAGAUGCAAUAACACGUUCUGGUCCUGAUUGUACAUUUUUUCAAGCUAAACAAAUAGCUGAAGAAACAUAUUCAAAUAUAAUCUGUGUUAAUAAUUCUAAUCGUUCUUUGCCCGUUAGUGAAGUAUGGUUCUAUUUAUUUUUCUAUCUACAUUUUGAACAAUUAUUUUCAACACAUCUUCAUUGGCUUGAUGAUCUUGAAAAAGCAAAAACAAAUAUUAAUUAUUUAUAUGAACAGCAACAGCAAAUAAUUCGUCUUAUGAAAACUUAUCUUCGUUAA
Molecule: messenger RNA, 1092 nt
Organism: Rotaria sp. Silwood2
Lineage: Eukaryota; Metazoa; Rotifera; Eurotatoria; Philodinida; Philodinidae
Source: the annotation of a GenBank genome assembly